CUUUCUUCCCCUGCAGCUUGGCACCGCCGGAACUGCCAGGGCUCAAUGCUAUGGGAUGCUGAGCGCUUGGCAAGACCUUGAGCCCUUUCCGCCCAAGAGGAGGCUGCCAUAGCUUGGAGCCGUGGGAGAGAAAGUAGUGCCUGUCCGUGGGUCCGCGCCCGUUUGCCUUGGGGGCGGCGGCCCGACUGCGGCAAGAGCUUCUGGCCGGGGCGGCUCCGCCUCCGCCUCCUCCUUCCUCCCUUCUUUCCUCCCAGGCAGGUUGACCGGCAGCAAGAAGGAAGGAAAGGAGGCAGGCAGGCAGGCGAGCGAGCUGCGCUGGGCUCCCGGCUUGGCGAACUCCCUCCACCACCAUGAGUGGCCCAGGAGCCCUGGCUGAGAUGCCUCGACAGUUCCCCAGGCUGAGCAUUUCUGAGGUCGAUGAGUCAGUGCGACUUCUAGCUGAAAAGGUUUUUGCCAAAGUUCUUCGAGAAGAAGACAGCAAAGAUGCCUUAUCACUCUUUUCUGUGCCUGAAGACUGCCCUAUUGGGCAAAAGGAGGCCAAAGAGAGAGAGCUGCAGAAAGAAAUGGCAGAACAACAGUCUUUGGAGACAGCCAAAAGGAAGAAAAGUUUCAAGAUGAUUCGAUCCCAGUCCUUGUCAUUACAAAUUCCAUCGCAGGAAUGGAAACCUCCAUCAGCCACUCCAGCUGUGUCUCCUCCUACUCCAGUUUGUCCAGGUGCUCUACAGACCAUCCAAGGGACAUACGAUGUGCCAGAAUUUCAAAGAGUUGCAAUUAGUGGGGAUUACUGUGCUGGGGUUAGUGUUGAUGAUUACGAACAGGCUGCCACAAAUUUAGCAAAAGCUCUGCUUAUUCGGGAACAGUAUUGCCGCCUUGCUUGCCAUCGCUUUCCAAGGACAACAGCACAAUAUUUAUACACAAUGAGAAAUGAAAAAUGGAAAAUUGAAGAUGAGGUACUCCCAGAUUUCCAUCCACCACCAAAAGAACUUCAGGAUCCUUAUAAUCUUGAUGAUUCUCCUGGGAACUUGGAUUAUGUUUUAAAAAUGAAGGAGGGUGUUGUCUUCGUUUAUGAAAACAAAGAAAUGAUGGAACUCGAUAAGCCAUGGAGUUUGCCUUAUCCUGAUCUUCAGACAUAUACUCUCAACCUAAGUCAUGUGCUGGCUCUCAUUGCUGACGGCCCAACGAAAACAUACUGCCACAAGCGACUUAAUUUUCUAGAAUCUAAAUUUGGUUUACAUGAAAUGUUAAAUGAAAUGUCUGAACUUAAAGAACUGAAGACUAAUCCCCAUCGGGAUUUUUACAAUGUGAGAAAGGUUGAUACUCAUAUCCAUGCUGCUGCCUGCAUGAAUCAGAAACAUUUGCUGAGGUUCAUUAAACACACUUAUCAAACGGAGCCCAACAGAAUAGUUGGCGAGAAAAAAGGCAAGAAGAUGACUUUGAAACAGGUGUUUGAAUGUCUCCACAUGGAUCCCUAUGACCUCACCGUAGAUUCAUUAGAUGUUCAUGCAGAUCGCCAGACAUUUCAUCGAUUUGAUAAAUUUAACUCCAAAUACAAUCCAGUUGGUGCAAGUGAGCUGAGAGACUUGUAUUUGAAAACAGAGAAUCAUCUUGGUGGUGAAUACUUUGCUCGUAUGGUGAAGGAAGUUGCCCGGGACCUAGAAGAGAGUAAAUACCAGUACACAGAACCCCGGCUGUCUAUUUAUGGACGUUCUCCAGAUGAAUGGCAGAAUUUGGCUAAAUGGUUCAUUAGACACAAAGUUUAUUCACCUCAUAUGCGCUGGAUGAUUCAAGUCCCUAGAAUCUAUGAUAUAUUUAGGUCAAAAAACCUUCUGCCUAGUUUUGGAAAAAUGCUGGAAAAUAUCUUCUUACCCUUGUUUGAGGCAACGAUCAACCCCUUGGAUCAUAAAGAGCUUCAUCUCUUCCUCAAAUAUGUUACAGGGUUUGAUAGUGUGGAUGAUGAAUCUAAGCACAGUGACCACAUGUUCACUGAGAAGAGCCCCAAUCCUGAUGUUUGGACUAGUGAAAAGAACCCUCCGUAUAGUUAUUACUUGUAUUACAUGUAUGCAAACAUCAUGGUUCUCAACAAUCUUAGAAAAGAGAGAGGUAUGAGCACUUUUCUGUUUCGGCCUCAUUGCGGAGAAGCUGGAUCAAUCACUCACCUGGUGUCAGCCUUUCUCACUGCAGACAAUAUUUCCCAUGGAUUACUCUUGAAGAAGAGUCCAGUUCUCCAGUAUCUUUAUUAUCUUGCACAAAUCCCCAUUGCCAUGUCCCCUCUGAGCAACAACAGCCUGUUCCUGGAGUAUUCAAAAAACCCAUUACGAGAAUUUCUACACAAGGGACUUAUUGUUUCACUCUCAACAGAUGAUCCUAUGCAGUUCCACUAUACAAAGGAAGCACUGAUGGAAGAAUAUGCUAUAGCAGCUCAAGUAUGGAAACUGAGCACUUGUGACUUGUGUGAAAUAGCAAGGAACAGUGUUCUACAAAGUGGUUUGUCACAUAAGGAGAAACAGAAAUGUUUAGGAGUAAAUUAUUGCAGUGAGGGGCCUGAAGGAAAUGACAUUCGGAAGACAAAUGUUGCACAGAUUCGAAUGGCUUACAGAUACGAGACCUUAUGUAACGAGCUGAGUUUCCUGUCCGAUGCGAUGAAAACAGAAGAGAUCACUGCACUCUCAAAGUAGUCACAGCUACAAAACCAAUUAAUUUUGCACAACUGCCAGGACAGAAGCAUAUGAACACAUGAGAGAAUUUGAGUUUUUGCAACAGUGAAAGCUGUCUGGUGUACAGAAAGAUUGAUUCAUCAGACUUGCAGGAAAGCCAGUUUCUGCCAGCGCUUGGCUUAGGUAGCACUCCUGUGUAUAUAUAGAUAUAUAUAGAUGCAAGCUCACAACUGUAUUCUUUGUGCUGCUUUUGCAUUUUGAAGUGCACUCUGAAUCUAGUAUUGAAUAUUUAUAGAGUUUUCAUUUAGGAUAUGUAACAUGCUUUGAAAUUAAUGGUGUUGGGGACAACAGCAUUUGGUAGCUUACAUGUACCUCUUUUGCCGCGCAUAGUGGCAGGCAAAGAUCUAAGGCACUUUAAACUGUAAUCUCUAGUUAGAUUCCAGAUCAGUGACUGUAGACUGUACUGUAGUGCCCCCAUUCCAUGGUGGAGGAUAUUUAGCAAAAAUGACAAUUCAUUUUGGAAAGUAAAGGAAUAUGACCAAAGAGCUGCAUGGGUUUUUUCCUGGUUGCACAUUAUAGGAAAAUUUAUUCAGCAGUAUACAUGGACUGUGUUUUGAUUUUCCCCUCCCGUUUCAUCAUAAUGUCAUGAUAAUUCAUUUUAUAGCUUUGUGGAACCUUUUGUAACUUUUUUGUGAAUGCUUGCUAUCAUUAUAAGAUUGUGUUGAUCCACAGUUAAGUUUUGCGGUGUUGCGCUGGGUUCGACCUUGGGAUAAUCACAUCACUGCCAUGGUGACAAGCCUUAGAAUCUAUAUGCUAGUUGCAUUUUCAAUGUGCAGCCUUGAAAAUGAGCAUAUUUUUUCCACAUACUUCUCCUGGGUGCUGUGAAGUUUCAGGAGAUGUUUCUUUGUGAUUACUGAAGAACUGUGAUAUUUUUGUAGCAUUUAUUUGUUUACAGAUUUGUAGAUUGAACUGGUUUUUGUUGAAAUUUCAAGCAGGCACAAAAAUGGCAGAUCUAAUUUUAUAACCUCACUAGCCAAAACAGCCUCAAGGAUAUUUGUCACAAGCAUAUUCCAAAACACAACUUUUUUCCUGGUCAGUCAAACCACCAUGUACAUUGGUGUGAUAUUCCUAUUUCGUUUUGAUUGGCCAUUUAUUAAUCAACAAUAAUUAAAGGUCAAGACAUAUCACAGUUAAAGAGGUGCUUCUGCAGAAGGAUUGUAUGACUCAUACCAUUGUUGUGUGCAUUCAAGUUGUUUCUAAUUUACAGUGACCGUAAGAUGAACCUACUGUGAAGUUUUCUUUGGCCAGAUUUGCUCGGAGAUGGUUUCACAUUGCCUUCCUCUGAGGCAGAGAAAGUCACCCAGUGGAUUUCCAAAGCUGAGCGGGGAUUUAAAUUCUGGAGUCUUUGAACAUAUUAUAAGAUUACUUGACUCACUGCACAGCUAAGUAGAAAGCAGUCAGAAAAGAGGAAUACUGCAUUACAAGUGGAUUGGCUCAGUCAAGGAAGCCGUGGUCCUGAGUUUGCAAUAUGUGAGUGGAAUAGUUGCUGACCAGGGAUCCUUGUUUAUAAUGUUGCCAUAAGUCGAAGUUAACCUGGCCGCAGCUAAUUCCUGGAGCUCGGUUCCAAAACUAGCCAUUGUAUCACGUUGGCUCUCUAUGAUCCCUAACAAUUACAUAAACAGGCAUGUAAGUGAAUUAGAAACGUUGUUUGCUUUAUCUUCGCUUUGGUUGAAUAAUAAAAAAACAUUUUACCUGGUAGUUUCUUUAUGGCAUAAAACCACGACAACCAGAAUUCAUGAUCAGAGGAGUUUAAAAAUCAACUAUUCUAUUUGAAUUUUGUCCACUGAACUAAAUUAUAUAUUUUGUGUUCUGUCUCAAUGAGUAUCGUGGUAUGAUGCUCUGAAUUUCCAUUCUUCACAAGAUUAAAACGUGAGAAUAAUCUUUAAUCAUAUCUCAUGUUGGCAUGUCUGAUUGUUCAUAUGAAACACGUCUGUUCCUGUAACCAAGAUGUUUACACUCUUGAAUGACUCUCAGUUUUGUUGGGAAAGAAGAAUAUAAGUACACCAAUGUAAUACAAUUAUGAGUUUCCCCCCAAAAAAUGUAUGACACAAAAAGUAGUGUAUACUCUUGUGUGCAUCUUGUGUGCAUCUGUACAUCAUUGUGCUCUGUGUUGAUUUAAAAACCACUUACAUAGCACUUGAAAAAUAUAUUAUAAAAUUAAAGAUAAUGGUACCAACUCAGAGUUGGUGAUUUGAUGAGGUGGAUAAAAACUAAAUUGGUUUUUCUUGCCAUGAGCAGGCCUUUAUAACUGUACGAAAGCUACAGAGGCUUGAAUCCUGUUAUAUAUGUAUGUGCCUUCAAAUUGCCUGGUGACCCCAUGAAUUUUUCUUAAAAUUUCCUAAAAUAAGGAAUACUCAGAGGUGAUUUUGCUUCCAUUUGAAAUAUAGCCUGUAGCACUUUGUGGUCUCCCAUCCAAGUACUAUCCAGGACUAUCCCUGCUUAACUCCAAGAUAGCACAGGAUCCAGUGCCUUUGGGGUAUUUAGGCCCCUGAAUCCUGUUGGAUAGUCCCAAACAAAGUAGUCCAUUGAAUGAACAGUUGAAUGGCGAAUCAGCACACAGGAAAAACCCAUUGAUUCAAUGUUUCUACUCCAUUUGGGACUAAUAGCAUUCAGGUUAAGAGUUGUCAGUUUUUUAAUUGCUUCUGAUCUAACUGCUUAAUUAUGUAGUUGUGUGAAUAUGCUCUGGAAAAUAUUUUGCACAGUGAUAUGUAUAAUUGAGUGUUACCAUGAUUGUUAAUAUAAUUUGAUUUUAUGAAUGCAAGGAAUUUUCAUUAGAUGGUUUUGACCCAAGUGACAAAUACAGUUCUUUUGUUCUGUUGAGAGCAGUUUUUGAUUACAGUUGUCCUUCCACAUUUUCAGGUUUAACUUUCACAGAUGUGAUUAUUGGUGGAUUGUUUAGUGCCACCUCCAUGGUGACCCACACAAUUUUUAAUGAGAAAUUUUAUCCAGAGUCCAUUUUGAAAUGUAUUAAGUUACAUCAGGCUUAAUCAAUAGUGAAAACGUUGGUUGUUGGGAGAAAAUCAAACUGGCAGGAUUGCUGAGCACAGCCACAUACCUGUUCAUUCAUUCACUCAUGCAGGCAUUAAAAAAGGAGAAGGGAAGAUUCACACGUUUCAUCACUCACUCUUCUUCUUGGGAGGAGAGCAAUGACCAAUCUCGAUAGAAUAGUGAAGAGUAGAGACAUCACACUGGCAGCGAAGAUCUGCAUAGUCAAAGCAAUGGUAUUCCCCGUAGUAACCUAUGGAUGUGAGAGCUGGACCAUAAGGAAGGCUGAGUGAAGGAAGAUAGACAUUUUUGAACUCUGGUGUUGCAGAAAAAUUCUGAGAGUGCCUUGAACGGCAAGAAGAUCCAACCAGUCCAUACUUCAGGAAAUAAAGCCCAAAUGCUCAUUGGAGAGAAGGAUAUUAGGGGCAAAGAUGAAGUACUUUGGCCACAUAAUGAGCAGACAGGAAAGCUUAGAGAAAACAAUGAUGCUUGGGAAAAUGGAAGGAAAAAGGAAGAGGGGCCGACCAAGGGCAAGAUGGAUGAAUGGUAUCCUUGAAGUGACUGGCUUGACUCUGAAGGAGCUGGGGGUGGCGAUGGCCAACAGGGAGCUCUGGCGUGGGCUGGUCCAUGAGGUCAUGAAGAGUCAGAAGCGACCGAACAAUAAACAACAACAACAAUCACUCACUCAUCUACAUGGCCUGCUGGGAAGGGGAUGGGGGGGGCGUGAAGAGAGAGAGUGGGUAGUGUGAAGAGGGAGCUGGGAUCCCUAAGGUGGGAGGGCAAGGACAGCAUCCUUGCCUUGUGCCUCACAGAUAUUCAUACCAACCAUUCUCCCUUCUUCCACUUUUCCUGCCCCAUUCUCUUCCCACCCAACACAUGAAGAGCCAGACCCAGACAUCCUGCCAGUACAGGUUUGUGUGUUAAAUAUGAUUUGGAGAUAUUUUUAGAUUUUCACUUUCACAGGAUCCUGGAUCCCUAACCCCUGCAAAAGUGAAAGGCCAACUAUAAUUCAGUUUGAAGAAUCAGGAGCUGUAUCCACUGAGUCUCUGCAAAGACAGUUUACAGGUUUGAAGGGCCAGUCAUUUCUUAGGGUGUAGCAGAAAAAAUGAGUCAUAAAGUAAGUUCGUUUCUUUCUUGGUUUAUUAGAUUACUGUCAGUUUUGAUGGUUCUAAAUUUGUUUCUUAGUCUGUUAGAAUACACCUGUUAAAUAAAUGAUACAUAUGCAAGAGUUGAUUUUCCAGGCUCCAGUUCAUUCAGUUAAUCUAAUCUAGUUGGAUUUAGACCAGUGUCUGUUGCGUAGGAAUUCCAUAUUUUUUUUAAUCAAGAUUGAAUGUGCAUGAGGAAAAAUACUAGCUGUAAGCACAACUGUCUAGAAGUAAUUCUUCUAAACUAUAUAUUAUUCUUAAAUCAAUAAUUUUUUAAUCUUGCUCGAUCCAGUGGCAAAAGGCGACUUCUUUUCACUAAGCUUCUGUUUCUACUAUUCUUCAUCUAUCAUAUUCAGAAUAGUAAUUCUAAGGGUCCUUCCACACAGCCCUCUAUCCCAGAAUAUCAAGGAAAAAUCCCACAUUAUCUGACUGUGGACUCUGAUAACCCAGUUCAAAGCAGAUAUUGUGGAGUUAUCUGCCUUGAUAUUCCGGGAUAUAGAGUUGUGUGGAAGGGCCCUAGGAUUCUUGUUUUGCCUCUUCAAUUUAAACUAUUAAAGCUAGUUUAAUCAUAUUAUAAAAACAAUUAAAAUGAUUUCUCUCAACUCUUAAUUGAAAUGGAUUUGCUGUAUGGUAUGGAGAAACAUUAGUUAUGUAAUUAAAAGAAAGCAAGCACUAAAAAAUCCAUCUCAACUCUUGAAUCUCCCCUUGCUCAUUUGAGGUAUUUUAUACUGAUAUAGCUUCAUUUAUUGAAUUGUAUACGAGAUGCAACCUUUUAUACUUUCCUUGCACAGUAUUACCUAAAUGGGUUUAGGGUGGCUUCAUUGGGUUAAGUUCAGUGUUAUACAGUAUGAGCUGCUUGCACCACUGUGAUGGACUUAAGGGAUUUCUUUCCCUUCCUUCUACAGUCCUUGGUGCCACUUAAAAAUGGGCUCUGUAGGGUUUUCUAGCACUCCUGAGCACAUUCAUGAGGUACAUUGACAGGUUGCAAUGGGGGAAAGAACGUCGUUGCCUUCUAGUCAAAGCAGUUCUAUGAUCGAAUGUACCUUGAUGGAUUCUAACCAUUCUGUCUUCCAUGAGGCUGGGUGCACAAAAACAAUGUAUUCCUUUCAUUUCCUUUCUUCUACUUUUCUGUUUGCACAAAUUUGUUAGAAACCAUAAAAAUAAAUCUUAGUUCUCCCAAGAUAAUUUGUAACCAAAUGUUUUUGAUUUUGAUUCUCUUUAGAAUGAGCUGGUGUACCUGUAAUGCUCUGUAUGGCAUCCUGACUAAGUACUGUACUUCCCUUUUUACCAAGAAACCUGAGAUGUACAAGGCUAUCCCAUACAUGUAUAUUCAGCAGCAGGAUCUAUUUAGGAUUAGUUGUGUUAGACAAGAAGAUGGCACUAGAAGGUCGUCAUUAAGUAUUGGAAGGGAUUGGCUUGGCUCCUUGAAAGUGGCAAUUCAAAUGCUUAAUGCUGUUAGCACACAGUUUUUUCAUUCUCACAAUCUUUAAUAGUAAAGGGUAUGUUUGGCACAGAGAAAGGACUCUUUCUCACAUUUCUGAGUCCGGUUUUCAUUCCUCAGUCCUAUUUUUAGAUAAAACUUGGGAUUGUAUACUGGGAAAUUUGGGCAGCCAUCUUAAGUAUACUUGUGCCUGAGUAAACUUGAUUUAGACUGCACUGCUAGAACAAAUUGCAGAAUUUUUUUGUAAUGAAUGUUGUAUAACAAAGGGAUGCCCAUCCCUUGGACAAUCACUGAAGGCCAAGUAUUUUCUUGAAGAGACACAUCUUUUUAUUUUAGUUAGCUCUGAACAGUCUAGGCUGUUCAGUGUUCUAGGUUACCCCCCCCCCCCCCCCAUUUUAAUAAGUGUUUAUUCCAUAUGACAGUUUUAGGCAUUGGUUCUGUCUGCAGCAUUUGUGUGCUGGAAUGUGAAGCUAUAAACAAUUGACACUUCAGACUUUUUAGUUCACUGGAUUAACAGGCAGUUUAAAGAUUACCUUCGCUUUCAAUAAUGAAAAAAAUAGCUUGUGUUGAAAACUGAUGUAUUAUGCUGUGUAAGAAUUUGGAGAUGUGUAUCAUACAGAAAUAUAUUAAAGUUACAUGAAAUACAUUAAAAA
This is a messenger RNA of Anolis sagrei ordinatus, 8938 nucleotides long. It is a transcript of the gene AMPD3, whose product is annotated as adenosine monophosphate deaminase 3. Gene Ontology annotation, cellular component: cytosol. NCBI's taxonomy places the organism in Eukaryota, Metazoa, Chordata, Lepidosauria, Squamata, Anolidae. Gene Ontology annotation, biological process: AMP metabolic process; IMP salvage. Gene Ontology annotation, molecular function: AMP deaminase activity. The record is from RefSeq and is a predicted model, not a curated record.